Messenger RNA from Egretta garzetta (little egret), 2419 nucleotides. RefSeq names its product eukaryotic translation initiation factor 2B subunit epsilon (gene EIF2B5). The transcript has 17 exons. The coding region runs from base 26 to 1987 and encodes 653 amino acids. Gene Ontology annotation, molecular function: guanyl-nucleotide exchange factor activity; translation initiation factor activity; translation initiation factor binding. Gene Ontology annotation, cellular component: eukaryotic translation initiation factor 2B complex. The record is from RefSeq and is a predicted model, not a curated record. NCBI's taxonomy places the organism in Eukaryota, Metazoa, Chordata, Aves, Pelecaniformes, Ardeidae.
AGACCGGCAGCGGGCUCUUCUACCUAUGGCAAAUGUGGCCAUGAUUGACUAUACUUUGGAGUUCCUAACAGCAACUGGAGUGGAAGAAACCUUUGUUUUCUGCUGUUGGAAGUCAGCUGAGAUAAAAGAGCAUUUACAAAAAUCCAAGUGGUGCCGCCACACGUCUCCCAACACGGUGCGCUUUGUGACUUCUGACCUGUACCGCUCCCUUGGUGACGUGCUACGAGACGUUGAUGCCAAGUCCCUUGUUCGUUCCGACUUCAUUCUUGUCACUGGAGAUGUAGUGUCCAAUUUCAAUAUAUCCAAAGCCCUGGCAGAGCAAAAGUUGCGUCGUAAGAUGGAAAAGAAUAUUUCUGUGAUGACGAUGAUAUUCAAGGAGUCCUCACCUGGUCAUCAUGCCAGGUGCAAAGAGGAUGACAUUGUUAUUGCUAUGGACAGUGCCACAAACCGUGUCCUUCACUACCAGAGAACCCAGGGGCUGAAACGCUUCCGCUUUCCUAUGAGUCUGUUCCAGAACUCUAUUGAGAACGUUGAGGUGCGCCAUGACUUGCUAGAUUGUCAUAUCAGCAUCUGCUCUCCACAGGUGGCUGAGCUGUUCACAGAUAAUUUUGACUACCAGACACGGGAUGACUUUGUGCGUGGUCUGUUGGUGAAUGAGGAGGUCCUGGGGAACCAGAUCCACAUGCAUGUAACGACGGAAGAGUAUGGUGCCCAUAUAUGCAACCUGCUAAUGUACGAAGCUGUGUGCUCUGACAUCAUCCGGCGCUGGGUUUAUCCUUUGACUCCAGAGAUGAACUUCACCGAUGACAAGAAUCAGAGUUACACCCAUUCUAAACACAACAUUUACCGGGGGGUGGAUGUUAGCCUCGGCCACGGCAGCGUGCUGGAAGAGAACGUACUCAUUGGGCAGGGAACGGUCAUCGGCAGGAACUGCUCCAUAACAAACAGCGUUAUUGGGCAGAACUGCAGGAUAGGUGAUAAAGUCAUUUUGGACGGAGCUUUUCUCUGGGACAGAGUACACAUAGCAGAUAACGUGGAGAUCUGCCAUUCCGUUAUCUGCAAUGAAGCUGAAGUGAAGGAGAAAGUAAAGCUAAAGCCCCACUGUGUCCUCUCUUCUCAGGUAGUAGUAGGUCCUGGCAUCACUCUUUCUGAGGGCACAGUGAUCUCUCUGCACCCACCAGAUGAGGAGGAAGAGGAUGAUGACCAAUUCAGUGAUGAUUCUGGCGUGAACAAGGAGGAAAGCAAAGUGAAGCUGAAAGGUUACAGUAAAAAGGAUGUAGGCUCAGAGGGCAGAGGCUAUCUCUGGAAAGCAGAUGACAGGAAUGAAGAGGAUGAAGAAGAGCAGAGACAAAGCCUAUGGGGCCCAGCUAUGCAUUCAGAGGAAGAGACCGAGUCGGACAGUGACCUGAGCAUGGGCUCUGAGGAGCCAGACAGUCGGGCAGCGUCUCCUCAGCUAGAUGACAUCAAAGUUUUCCAGAAUGAGGUUCUGGGUACCUUACAGAGGGGCGAAGAAGAAAACAUUUCCUGUGACAACCUGGUCCUGGAAAUCAACUCCCUCAAGUAUGCAUAUAACAUUGGCCUGAAGGAGAUGAUGCAGGUGCUCAGUAAAGUGAUCCUGGAGUUCCCACUGCAGCAGCUGGAUGCAAACCUGGACUCCCAGAAUUAUUUCUCAGCGUUACUUCCUCUGUUGAAGAACUGGACGCCAUUGUUUAAGAACUACAUAAAACGGGCGUCAGAUCACUUGAAUGCCUUAUUUGCCAUUGAGGAAUUCUUCCUGGAACAUGACAGUCUCUGCACAUCGAUAGCUAAAGUGUUGAUGACAUUUUACCAGCUGGAAAUUCUGGAAGAAGAUGUAAUUCUCAAUUGGUUUUCUUUGCGGGACACGUCUGACAAGGGAAAGCAGCUUCGUAAAAACCAGCGGCUCCAGAAGUUUAUCCAGUGGCUGGAGGAGGCAGAGGAAGAGUCGUCUGACGGCGACCAAGACUGACAUGGUAGCUCGGCGUGAGAAGAGGCACUCUCACUGCCUUUCCGGGCCAAGUGGGCAGGGCAAGAUCAAUGCCAGUGCAUGGUGUGUAGAUGUGGGGCCUGACAUCGAAGUGACUGACAAUCCCAUCAUUAAUUAAGUUGUGUGUUCCCAACUUUGCCACUUCCAUCCCUCCCUCACUUGCCCGGUGGCACCUUAUGUUGGAUGGUUGCAGCCCAGUGUAAAACCAUAAGGAAAAAGCAGGAGGUAGUGAAACCUAGAAUCCCUCUGGAGCCUAGAUAUGAUGUACUAUAAGCUAUCUUUUGGGAGGUCCGUGUUACUAAUACAAAGGGAGCAAACAGAUGCAAAUGCAUACAGCGCCCUUAUAAAUCUAAUGAUCAGGGUUGUGGGAGAAUGGUCAUACAGCUGAGUUAUUUGGAGUCAUUGUUGCUUCUG